AAUUUGAGUUUAUGAAUAAUAACAUUAGUCAUUGAGUUUAAAGCGUUGAAUGUAUUUUUUUUCUCAGUUAAGACUGCACUAUUUUUCGAGUGAUCAAUAUAAAGGUAUAGAAAGAAAUAAUGCUUGUUUGCAACUCUCAAAAGUUCAGACAGUCUGUUUAACGAAGUACACCACGAUGUGCUUUACUAAUCUAAUGUGGGAAUGGGUUGCUUAAACUCUGUGAAAAGUGAAUGGUUAAUAGAUAGAUCGAUAAAGACAGACAUCACCUGUUUACACAACUGCUUACAAACAUUCAUUAUACACGAAUGAAGUCAAGCUGGAGCAUUUCAAAAUAUAGAUUUGCAAAUCCUAGUUUAACUCUUUUGCAUAGCCAACAACAAAUCUUGCUUAUUUGUUUCUUUUUCGAACACGUAAAAUAACACUGAGAAUAGCGGCCUGGUUGCCUGUGUCGCCAUGUAAAUCGGCGAAUAAUAAUAAAAACACCAUCUUCUUCUCGUGCAAACGCAGUGCGUUAGAAUCCCGCCAGCGGCUGUACAGAUCUCAUGAAUAUUUAAUAAGGUCAUUAGUGAGGCACUUAUGAUUGGUUGUCUGAAGCUAAACACGACGUAACAUUAACAAGCUUUUCUUUAAAAAAAUUUUUUUUUUACUUUUUUAACUUGAGAAGGUUAAAACUGACAUUUAUUAAAAAUGCACUGCGGCUGUGAUAUUCGGGCAGAAACACAACAAACAUUGUAACAAAAAGGCUGACUCAAUCUUGCAUACAGUCGUUGUGCACCAGGGGGCGUUGUACUAAAGUGGCGCUAUGGUGCUGAGCUUGAUUCUUCGCCUCUGGUUCGUGAGAUACACUGGGCGGGUCUAUAAACGGACGCCGAGGAUGCUUGAGGAUUCAUUAUUAACAGUCGACACUUUAUUUAAAAUAUAACGGCAUCACGGUGUUUAAUUUAAUUGGUGAACCGUUGCUUUAGUUGGCUUUCACGGGAAUCUAUGACAGAGCGGCAAAAGUAAACUGGAAAUAGUCGUCUUUGUCUAACAAUCAAUCGAUUGCCAGUGUAACUGCCACAGCGAUGUUUUGUUAUUUAAUGGUUUUUAAUGCUCGUUUGUAACUGUGGAUCUCAAAGCGUGUCUUAAAAGCUUUACCGGUUCUCUGACGUCGUUUGUGUUUUUUGUCGGACGUUAGCAGGAUAAUAAUGUAAUUCAGUGUAAACGGCUGAUAAUGAAUUAAACUGUUUCCCACGCAUUUGGACAUUAACGAUUCGCUUGGUAAUGACGGCGACGCGAUGCUUUCUUUGUCAUAGCUGAAAGACAAAGAAACAUCAGAAUUGUUGUGAUAACGCAGAAACAUCCGGUAACGGUAGAUGUGUUUGUCUCUCGUCGUUUACCUCAGCAAGUUUUGCCGUUAUUUGUCCAUGUUUACCACCGACAGACUCACGGUUCCCGAAUAUGUCAGCAAUCGGCUACACAACCGGAGGACGAACUCUGGCCCCAGGGCUGUGUCUCCGGGCAUCAGCGCCGACGUCCAGGCCGUGUUGAACGGAUCUCUCCCCGCGCUGCGCUCCGCCAUCAAAACACUCAAGUCUUCCAGAGACACUGGAGAUGUGGAGGAGACCCGCCGGGCCAUUGCUGAGACUUUCCAGCUCGUCGAGGAGGCCUGGGUCCUGCCCACUGUGGGCCGACAGGUAGCGGAGGAGAUGUGCAACAGGAUCCGGCUGGAUGGGGGUCUGGAGCUGCUCUUACUGCUGCUGCAGACCCCGGCGGUAGAAAUCACAUACGAGUCUGCCAAGCUCCUUGAGCAGAUACUGGUCUCAGAAAACAGGGACUAUGUGGCACGUAUGGGGCUUGGGGUGAUCUUGAACCUGACCCGUGAGCAGGAGGAUGCCCAGCUGGCACGGAGCGUGUCGGGCAUCCUGGAGCACAUGUUUAAACACACAGAGGAGACAUCUGCGCAGCUCAUCACUAAUGGAGCACUGGACACCCUCCUGUACUGGUGCCGUGGAACAGACCCAACUGUACUGCGGCACUGCGCCGUGGCCCUGGCAAACUGCGCCAUGUACGGGGGGCACCGCUGCCAGCGGCUGAUGAUCGAAAAACAGGCGGCCGAAUGGCUGUUCCCGCUGGCGUUCUCCAAAGAAGAUGAGCUGAUCCGGUUCCAUGCCUGUCUGGCCGUGGCUGUGCUCGCGGCUAACAGGGAGAUCGAGAAAGAAGUGGUGAAGUCUGGUACUCUGGAACUGGUGGAGCCCUUCAUCGCCUCGUUGGACCCUGAAGAGUUUGCACGUAACCUGUUGGACAGCGCAGACAGCAUGCAGGGCCGUACAGCUGCAGACCUUCAGCACUUACUGCCUCUGCUGGACGGCACACGUCUGGAGGGGAAAUGCAUCGCUGCUUUCUAUCUGUGUGUGGAGACUAGUAUCAAGUCCCGUCAACGUAAUACCAAGAUAUUUCAGGAGAUUGGAGCUGUUCAGAGUCUAAAGAGGAUCGUCAUGUACUCCAGUAACGCCACCGUUUGUUCUCUGGCUAAGCGGGCCUUAACAAUGAUGAGCGAGAAUGUCCCUAAGCGUAUCCUUUCAUCUGUACCCAACUGGAAGAGCGGAGAGGUACAGACCUGGCUGCAGCAGAUUGGUUUCAGUGCAUUCAGUGAACGGUUUCAGGAAUUGCAGGUGGAUGGAGAUCUACUGCUCAACAUCACAGAACAGGAUCUGAUCCAGGAUCUGGGAAUGACUUCUGGGCUCACUCGCAAGAGGUUUCUUCGAGAUCUGCGUGUACUGAAAACCUAUGCUAACUACUCCACAUGUGACCCCAAUAACCUGGCAGACUGGCUGGCUGAAAUAGACCCACGAUUCCGUCAGUACACCUACGGCUUGGUUCAGUCAGGAGUCGAUCGGAACAAUAUCGUCCACAUUACAGACCAGCAGCUGCUGUCUGACUGCCUUGUAGAGAAUGGAAUCCAUCGUGCCAAGAUACUCUCUUCUGCCCACCGCCCUGCUAAACCCUGCUUAACCGAUUCCCAACCUACAGGCCCUGACGUGUUCAUCAGCUACCGUCGCACUACCGGUUCACAGCUUGCCAGCCUGCUGAAGGUGCAUCUACAGUUGCGUGGUUUCAGCGUCUUCAUUGAUGUGGAGAAACUGGAAGCUGGCAGGUUCGAGGAGAAGCUGAUCACGAGUGUACAGCGAGCACGCAACUUUAUUUUGGUGCUGUCAGCCAACGCGCUGGAUAAAUGCAUGGGCGACGUGGCUAUGAAAGACUGGGUUCAUAAGGAGAUUGUCACCGCCCUGAAUGGGAAGAAGAACAUUGUUCCUGUCACUGAGAACUUUGUGUGGCCUGAUCCGACCUCUCUGCCAGAAGACAUGAGCAGCAUUCUCAAAUUUAAUGGCAUUAAGUGGUCCCACGAGUAUCAAGAAGCCACUAUCGAAAAGAUUCUGCGCUUCCUCAAGGGGGGCCCAAGCCAAGAGCAACCAGACGGAGCAAAAACAGACAAAAAAGAGCCACAAAAGAAAUAAAACGAUAAAAAAAAGCCCUCCAUUUUGCCUAAUAAAUGUUUCCGAUAAUGGCUCAUAACCAGAACACACCUGCUUACUCCUCAGAGGCCAGUGUUUCCUUUGGUUGUAUGCAUGCAGCUGGUAUAGAUAGAUACAUAAGUGUAACCUACUCAAAGAUGCAAUGAAAUACAAGGUGCAGUCACAUUAAGAACAUUUUGCCAAUAUUUUACAAAACAAUCGCGUCACUAUAGCAAUAUACGAAGUAUCACUAAUAUAGAAGUCACUUUCAAAUCAAGUAGCUUUCUAUCAUUGGUAAAGUCUUUCACCCUCAUGAAUAAAAGCUAAAGUGAAUGUGACCGCACCUUAAGGAUUAUUCUGAGCUAUUUACAGCAUUAUGCCUCUUUGUGGCUCUAAAUAACACUGAAUAUGUGAAUUAAUAAUGAACUUGCUAUGUACUGACUGCGCUCCCAGAAUUGUGUGGGACAUUUCUGUAACUCAGGAAGUUAAAUCGAUAUCUGCAUUAUCAGUUGUGUUUAUGACAUCAGCGUAGAUCUAAGCAUAGUCAAUCCAUAGUCAGAUAGUACUAGAUCAUCUUCAGUUAUAGCAUGUCAGUUGGAAUUUUGAAAGCCUUAUGAAAUGUUAAACAUCAGUUUUCAUAUUUUCUGAAUUUGGUUUCUUAAAAAUAGUUAGUCUUGGUUCUUUCCAUCCAAAAAUAGUCAAUUCUUUGUUUCUAACGACAGGUUUGUGAUUUUUUUUUCCUGUUAUGUACCGAGCAUCAUAUUAAAGGCAAAUAACUAAAUUUUCGACUCUAAGAAUAUAUCACAACAGUUCAUAAAACUCAACAUUAUUCAUUGUGGUUAUUAUUCACCUCGUGCAGUAUUAGAAACAAGUCCUGACGCGAUGGUUUCAGGACUUGAAUAAAAGAAUAAAUUUUCAGGCACUGUGGUCAAGGAAAAUGCUGAACAUUUACUAACACCUCAAGCUUUAUUCUGCUAAUGAGCUCCCUGCUGUUGCCUUAUGAUGUUUGUCUGAGAGUCUUUCAAGUGUAAUACAGUGAAUAAAAACCUUUACAAUUAAAUAAUAUUCUUUUUUCAUAAAAAACAGCAAUAAAGCUUGAAAAACAA
Puntigrus tetrazona (Sumatra barb) is the source of this 4600-nucleotide messenger RNA. RefSeq names its product sterile alpha and TIR motif containing 1 (gene sarm1). Lineage: Eukaryota; Metazoa; Chordata; Actinopteri; Cypriniformes; Cyprinidae. Gene Ontology annotation, cellular component: dendrite. Gene Ontology annotation, molecular function: protein binding; NAD+ nucleosidase activity; signaling adaptor activity. Gene Ontology annotation, biological process: negative regulation of MyD88-independent toll-like receptor signaling pathway; response to axon injury; signal transduction. The transcript has 8 exons. The record is from RefSeq and is a predicted model, not a curated record. The coding region runs from base 1356 to 3497 and encodes 713 amino acids.